ACAUGGCAGCCUCCAUAAGAUCAUGUGUGUAUCGGCAGACCCGGUCGAUCUUGUCGUUAAAACAAUGUCGCCACAGCACCGUGAGGCUGUAUAGUCAGCAGUUGAGACAAACAACACAGGCAAAACAUAUCUGCACAGUGAACCCCACAGCAUCUGUCUUGAAAAAAACACCAAACUGGUUGUCAUGGCGAUUAAUCUCAACAUCAAGCUGUCUGCGGAGUGCGGAGGAGGCCAGCAAUGAGGCUGAGGAGGACUAUCACAGCAUCAUCAAGGACACAGAGAGAGGUCGAGGUCCUUCUGACCAGCAUGAGUUCCAGGCCGAGACUCGUCAACUGCUGGACAUUGUGGCCAAGUCUCUGUACUCGGAGAAGGAGGUGUUCAUCCGUGAGCUCAUCUCAAAUGCCAGCGACGCCCUGGAGAAACUGCGCUACGUGCAGCUGAGUGGGUCAGAGGUCAGCGAUGGAGGCACCCCUCUGGAGAUCCACAUUGCCACUGACGACACCAAGAAAACUUUCACAAUCCAGGACACAGGCAUCGGUCUGACGAAGGAGGAGCUGAUUGACAAUCUGGGAACCAUUGCCAAAUCUGGGUCUAAGGCCUUCAUCGAACAGCUUAAGGACAAGGCCGAUGCAUCAACCAAUCUGAUUGGUCAGUUUGGUGUUGGGUUCUAUUCUUCAUUCAUGGUGGCAGACCGAGUAGACGUGUACACGCAGUCACACAAGCCAGAUUCGCAGGCCUUGAAGUGGUCUUCUGACGGGUCUGGGUCCUAUGAGAUAUCGGAGGCGGAGGGCGUGCAGCGCGGCACCAAGAUCGUCAUCCACCUGAAGGGCGACUGCUAUGACUAUGCCAGGGAAGAGAUCAUCAAUGAUGUUGUCAAGAAGUACAGCAACUUUGUGGGUGUCCCCAUCUUCCUCAAUGGCAAACGGGCGAACAUCAUCCAGGCCCUCUGGAUGAUGGACCCCAAGGAAAUCACAGAGGACAUGCAUGAGUCGUUCUUCCGCUUCAUCGCCAACGCCUAUGACAAGCCUCGGUAUCACUUCCAGUACAAGACGGAUGCUCCACUCAACAUCCGGGCAUUGUUUUACAUCCCAGAAUACAAGCCAACCAUGUUUGACAUGAGUCGGGAGACGGAUGUGAGUGUCACACUGUACAGCAGGAAGGUGAUGAUCCUACAGAAGGCAAACAGCAUCCUGCCCAAAUGGCUCCGAUUUAUGAGAGGUGUGGUGGACAGCGAGGACAUCCCCCUCAAUCUGAGCCGUGAGCUGCUACAGGACAGCAACCUCAUCAGGAAGCUGCGUCAGGUGUUGACGGCUCGCGUCCUCAAGUUCCUGCUGGAACAGUCCCGCAAGGAUGAGGACAAAUACCUCAAGUUCUACGAGGACUACGGCAUGUUUUUCCGUGAAGGCAUCAUCACCACCAUGGAGCAGGACCAGCGGGAGGAGAUUUCAAAGCUGAUGAGGUUUGAGUCGUCCAAGUGUGCCCCGGGAGAGAAGGUCAGUCUACAGGACUACUCCCACCAUUAUGGUAGCUUGUGGGACAUCUACUUCCUGUCUGCUCCCAGUCGCGAGUUGGCGGAGUCCUCCCCCUACUUUGAAGCCAUGAAGAAGCAGGACACGGAGGUUCUGUUCCUGUACGAGCCCUACGAUGAGCUGGUCCUCAUGAACCUGGGACAGUUUGACCGGAAGAACCUCAAGUCCAUCGAGAACGAGAUCUCCGCUGACAAGGACGAUGCUUACAAGGUGGAUGAUCAAGAUGACAACAGCCUGAAGCAGGAUGAAGCCACAACGCUGAUGGACUGGCUUAAGUCCGUGCUGACCAACAAAGUCCAGCAGAUCAAGGUGACCAAGAGGCUGGAGACCCACCCAUGUAUUGUAACAGUUCUGGAGAUGGGGUCGGCUCGUCACUUCCUGCGGACGUCUCUGGCAGACAAGAGCCAGGAGGAGAGGUUCCGUCUCCUACAGCCCACCCUGGAGAUCAACCCAAGCCACACCCUGAUCAAGAAGCUGUACGCUCUGUCUUCUUCUGACCCUAAGCUCGCCACUCUACUUGCAGAACAGUUGUAUGAGAACGCGAUGAUAAAUGCGGGCCUGAUCGAUGAUCCCAGGACAAUGGUGGGUAGGCUGAACCAGCUGCUGGAGAGGGCGCUGCAAGACAAGUGAAGCACCUCCACCAGGUGGCCCUGACAGGAAGUAGGGGGCCGCUGUGAACGUCUGAACUGAGGAGGUGGCAGUGAACAAAAAUAGUAUGAACUAUUCCUCAUGAUGUCAUUCACAGACAUCAGGCUCUUAUUUGGUUUCUGUAACGUUUAUUUGUGACUCCAUGUUCAUAACUUCAGACACAAGAAAGCCAUCAUGUUGACAAAAUAAGUUUAAUAGAUUUUCAUCUGCUUUUCAUCUAGUCCUUCAUCUUUGAAAAAUGAGUUGCGGCAGAUCUUAUCAACAAAGUUAAUGCCAAUGUUCAGUGAAGACUAAUUUAGAAUUAAUGACAUUUAUAGAUCAUGACAUUUGUGCAAAUGUCAUAUUUCCCAUACAACUAUCAAAAGGUAAUAAGUUAUAUUUAACACCUGUUUGCCAGUAUUUAAUUGUCCAGGUAGUAUUUUCUUAAAAUGAAUAUUCUCAAAGAGUUGUGGAAAUACUUUGUUUGUGUGAAUGUAAGUUGUAGGGAAUGUAAUACUAUUUAGAGUGAUUGUAUGUAGUAGGAACUAUUUGCGUGUGAGUGUAUAUUAUAGAUGAUAUGAGUGACUAUAGGAGAGUGUGUAUAUACAUAGAUCUGACAGUACAGUUCCCAGUAGGUGUGGCUAGUAAUGGUCCUUGCCCACACAGCUGUGUUCAUUUGAAAAAUCAAACCUAAUUUGACCCUCAGAUUUAACAUUUGAAAUACUAUUCACAGAAAACUACUUUUGAUUUUGUCAAUAUAUGGGAAUUUGUUUCUGAUUUAAAUGUAUAUUGAAAAGAUGUGGCUAUAAAUAGGUUUUAUUUCAUGUAAAGGGAUUUUUCAAAUAAUUUUUAUACGUUUAAACAAGUGAAUACAGUUUAGAAGAUAUUAUGCUUUUUUCCACUGUUGAUGAAAUGAAUUCAUCUAUGGUAUCUUCAGAUCCUUCCCUUUUUUCAUCAAAAUUAUAGUUUUGUCAUGCUGGUUAUUUGAUUAUGCUCAGCCAUUGCCUGACAGACUCAGGUAUCCUUCUCAAUACAAGUUGAAAACACCAGAGUUUUUUAAAUGACUAUAUUCACAUGAGAGAUAAAGUCAGUUGAAAAAAAUCUGGUGUUUUUCAGAUUCUUGUGAGAAUUAUAUAUACCUUCUCCUGUGGAAGGUUGCAUGUAUCUACAGUUGUAGGUAAUGGUGCGUUUGUUUGUCGAGGACAGAUUUAUCAACAUGUUGAAACUGAAGUUUUCACAUCUUGUCCUUUCAGUUUGUUCAACGAAACUAUCCAUACUGCAUUUCACAUUAUAAUCAUUGCAAGUUUCUCACUGUAUAUGUGAACCUUUAACUACCCCAUCAGUGGUUAAAAGUGUGCCUAACGGGGGACAUAUGGCAACAAGGUAGCACCUUCCAUGUUUCUCUGUACAUCUCAUUGAAGGAGCCAGUCUUUAUUUGAUAUUCAUGAAAUAAACAGAAUCAAAUAUC
Molecule: messenger RNA, 3624 nt
Organism: Haliotis rubra (blacklip abalone)
Lineage: Eukaryota; Metazoa; Mollusca; Gastropoda; Lepetellida; Haliotidae
Product: heat shock protein 75 kDa, mitochondrial-like
Biological process (GO): protein folding
Cellular component (GO): mitochondrial inner membrane
Molecular function (GO): protein kinase binding; ATP binding; ATP hydrolysis activity
Source: RefSeq, a predicted model, not a curated record